CUUGUUCUGCUUCUUCCAGCUCUCCACAUUCGCGAGACAGAGAGAGACAGAGAAAGAUGGCGGAGGAGAAGGAGGUUAUCCGGCUGGACCACGAGUCGGUGAUUCCGGUCCUGAAGACGAAUCUCAUCAUGACCUUGGCCGAACUCAUUGAGGAUCGUACUGAACGUGCUGAGUUUUUAAAGUUGUGCAAGAGAGUUGAAUAUACAAUUCGAGCCUGGUAUCUUCUGCAAUUUGAGGACUUUAUGCAACUUUACUCUUUCUUUGAUCCUGUGGAUGAGGGUCAGAAGUUGGAACAGCAAAACCUAUCGUCUGAAGCGAUUGAUGUACUUGAGCAAAAAUUUCUUGAUUACUUAUUUCAGGUAAUGGACAAGAGCCACUUCAAAAUUGCUACAAACGAAGAAAUUGAUAUUGCACUUUCUGGCCAGUAUCUCCUUAAUCUUCCAAUUAGAGUCAAUGAAUCUAAGCUUGACAAGAAGCUUCUGAAUAGAUACUUUACAGAGCAUCCUCAAGAAAAUCUUCCAGAUUUUGCAGAUAAGUAUGUUAUAUUCAGACGCGGCUUUGGGAUGGAUCGAACAACAAGUUGCUUUUUCACGGAGAAAGUGGACUUGAUCAUCACAAGUAUUUGGGCAUAUAUUUUGAAACUCACCAGGAUUGAGAAACUCUUGUCUAGAAGGUCAAGUGCACGUCAGAAGAGAGAUCCAAAGAAGACUGAUGAAAUUAUGACUGACGGAGAACAUGUAGAACGAAUUCGUAUAGAAAAUAUGAAUAUAAGUUUUCGCAAUCUUCUAAGCAAGAUUACUAUCCAAGAACCCACCUUUGACAGGAUAAUUGUUCUUUACAGGCGCUCAAGUUCCAACUCGAAUGCUGAAAGAGGAAUAUAUCUAAAGCAUUUCAAAAACAUUCCAAUGGCAGAUAUGGAGAUAGUACUUCCUGAAAAGAAAAAUCCUGGGUUGACUCCAGUGGACUGGGUGAAAUUUCUUGCCUCUGCUGUAGUUGGUCUGGGAGCUGUAGUUGGUUCUCUUGACUUACCUAAAGCUGAUCUAUGGAUUUUUGCGGUGCUUUCUACAGUGAUAGGUUACUGUGCAAAAACAUACUUCGCAUUUCGGCAAAAUCUGGCUACAUAUCAGAACUUAAUUACUCAAGCCAUGUAUGACAAACAACUGGACAGUGGGAAGGGGACUCUUUUGCACCUAUGUGACAAUAUGAUUCACCAGGAAGUCAAAGAGGUGAUUGUGUCCUACUUCAUAUUGAUGAAGCAAGGGAAAGCUACUAAACGGGAUUUGGACAUACGAUGUGAAGAGCUAAUAAAGGAACAGUUUCAUGCGAGCUGCAAUUUUGAUGUGGAUGAUGCAGUUGAUAAACUAGAGAAAUUAGGCAUCGUUUCUCGGUUGCAGGAUUCUCUUGGAAGCUACCAUUGUGUAGGACUCAAAGAUGCUAAUGAGAUUAUUGGAAGUACAACAGAGGAACUUGUCCUCAAGGCAAAACAUAGCACGAUUGCUUCCUGAUGUUUAAGGUGGAUCUCCGCUGCAAUGCAUUCACAUUAAACUGGAGUGUCUAACCUUUGGAGUUGUAUGUAUGCAAGUUAGUCCUCAAACCUUUCUGUGUAGAAGGAAGUCUCAGCAGCCACUCUAUACUUGCUAUCCGGAGUGUUCAUUUGUUCAUUUAAUAUUGUAAUUAUUGUUAUGCAAAUGCUAGAAGUGGUUGUGUGCCGCUGACCUGGAUAUAGGAAGGAUGGUGGCAGAAGUGGGUUUGUUUAGUUUCAUGUCGCUCGAUCUACAGAGUCCAGAAUGUUAAUCCUAGGAGUUCUUGACUUUGAGGAAUAAAUACCGUUUGGACCAAAACCAAACGGUAACACCUCUAUCAAAAGAAUGCACAGAUUCUAUCAA
Messenger RNA from Eucalyptus grandis, 1886 nucleotides. RefSeq lists its product as uncharacterized. The coding region runs from base 57 to 1505 and encodes 482 amino acids. The transcript is spliced from 15 exons. The record is from RefSeq and is a predicted model, not a curated record. NCBI's taxonomy places the organism in Eukaryota, Viridiplantae, Streptophyta, Magnoliopsida, Myrtales, Myrtaceae.